Scedosporium apiospermum is the source of this 975-nucleotide messenger RNA. RefSeq lists its product as uncharacterized. Bases 1 to 975 code for a protein of 324 amino acids. Lineage: Eukaryota; Fungi; Ascomycota; Sordariomycetes; Microascales; Microascaceae. Gene Ontology annotation, cellular component: membrane. The record is from RefSeq and is a predicted model, not a curated record. The transcript is spliced from 4 exons. Gene Ontology annotation, molecular function: palmitoyl-(protein) hydrolase activity.
AUGCCCGUCAACAACACCCCGCCAUCGUCCUCCAGUAACUCCUACUUGGAGCAGACGGCUUCCGUUCUCACAACUGUUGCGACAUACAUGCGGCUACCGGCCUUGGCGUCCACGGGCAUUGCUGCUGUGCUCACAAGCUUAUUGUACUUUAAGCAAAGAGCUUUGAUCUACCCCUCGCAUAUGCCCCCGAAUGCUCGAGUGGAAGUUCCGCGACCCUCCCAGUUCGGCAUUUCAGACUUUGAAGAGCUAGUCAUCCCUACCAACGAUGGAGAGAAACUAUCGGCCUUCUACAUCCGCGGGUCCCGUGGCGGUCGCAACUCCAACAUAACAGUGCUCAUGUUCCAUGGCAAUGCCGGCAACAUUGGCCACCGUCUUCCCAUUGCCCGCAUGAUCAUCAACUACAUCGGCUGCAAUGUCUUCAUGCUAGAGUACAGAGGCUACGGCCUAUCGACCGGCGAGGCAGACGAAUCGGGUCUGCAUAUCGAUGCGCAAACAGCUCUAGACUACCUGAGGAACCGCGCCGAGACCAGCGACCACAAACUCGUCAUCUACGGCCAAAGCUUGGGAGGCGCAGUUGGUAUAAGGCUCGUCGCCAAGAAUCAGCACAGGGGAGAUAUCGCCGGCCUCGUGCUAGAGAACACCUUCUUGUCUAUGCGCAAGCUUAUUCCUUCUGUCAUUCCAAUGGCGAAGUACGUAACACUACUCUGUCACCAGGUUUGGCCCAGCGACACUAUGAUCCCCCACAUCAACAAGGUGCCUAUCCUCUUCCUCAGUGGAUUACAGGACGAGAUCGUACCUCCUGCUCACAUGCGCCAACUUUACGAGCUAUCGAAGGCUCCAUGGAAAACCUGGAGACCACUCCCAGGUGGAGACCACAACACUAGUGUCCUUGAGGAGGGCUACUUCGAGGCGAUAACCGAUUUCGUCAAUGACGCGUGCAGCGAGCAUCCGGCGCACGAAAAGAGGAGCUUGUAA